AUGAGCAAAGAUUCAAAACAACUUCAAACAGAAACUGGUCAAGAUCUGGAAAGCACAAAGCAAUGCUACAAAAAGACAUUGAUGAAUUUUGAUAUCUGGAAGUGUGCUGUUCUAGAGAUGAAAUUACCUGAGGACAAACUUGUUCAAGUUAAAGGAAAGAUGAAGGAGAUCAGAAAUGCACUUAGAAAUCUAUUCAAAAAACGGAUCUCAGAGCUGGAAGAUCUUCCCUGUGAAUUCUCAGCCACCAAUGUUGCAGAUAUCCACAAGAUAUGGGAAUUAUUGGAACCAACCAAUAAAGAUGAAUCAAUCUCAUUCAUUAGAAAAGGAAGUGAUAUCAUGAUUGAUUUCUUCAUUGACUUACAAAAUCUUGAAAUUAUCACCAAGAACUGUCUCUCCAAUUUUCUUAACAAGGAGGGUGGUUCACGGAUCAUCUCAUCUUAUGCCUUCAACAGAUUUUGUCAACCCACGUGGGACAUGUGCAAGAUUUACAUGAAUUUUAAUAUCAAACUAAGUCUUCUAGAAGGCCCUGCAACAGCAAAAAUGGGGGAUCUUUUGAAAGUUUUGGAAGAGGAUGCCUGGAGAAAAAUUGAAUUUGACUACCUCAAGGCUCAAAUCAUGGCAUAUACUAAAGAUGCUCCCCAAGAAAUUCCUUAUCAGAUGGAACAUUUAUUCAACAGGUUCAUUGAAUUGGAACACAUGGACAAAGUCUCUGUGGAGAAUAUGCAAGAUUUCAUCAACCAUUCCAUGAAGCAUUUAGGAGAUGAAUUCAAGACAGAAGUUGCAGAAAGGGAUGAAAUUGAAGCAAACUCAUUGAUCAAAACAAAGCUUGUAUAUGACAUGAUUAGUUACCUCCUGCGUCACCACAAAGAUAUUUCAAUUCCUGAAAAUCAAGAGAGCUUGUCUUAUGACAAAAUGUGGGCAAUUGAAGCUGGAGUUAUGUGGCUUUCAAGCUUAUAUCACAGACUAUAUAUCAGGGCUAGAUAUUAUGAAGAUGAAUUGGACCCAACCCCUUGGAAACCUGAUUUCUUGGUGGAUGAAAAUGAAAACAGAUGGAUUUCACUCUUUUCAGUUAGUGGAAAGCAGGUAGAAGAAAUUGUGGAUUUGUUUGGACAUGCCACCUUGAAGCCAAACUUUGAAAAGCUGAAAAGAAAGAAACACAUUCAAACAACCACAUAUCUCAAUGCAAGAUAUGACUACGCAUUUUACAAAAUCAUCUCCCGGGAUGAUGAAGAAAGCGUUGAAAGUGGGUUAUUAAGUCUCAUCAAGCACUUCAAGCAAGCUUAUUAUACUAUUAUUGAGCAUUAUGAUGAUUUAAUCCGCAACAACAUUACCAGAGAAAAGUUACAUGAAGAAAUGGAGAAGAUCACCUUCUAUGACAACUAUGCAGAUGACCCCAGAUCUCGACGACAUGCGUCGAUCAGAAUGAACGGUUCCUCUAUUGCGGAGAAAAAGCAGAACAUAAUCUUCUUCAAGACCCCCAACGAAUCAACUGGAUAUUCGGAGGAUGAGUACACCAAGACUUUCGCUUCGACGGGGGCGUACCAACCGAUAUUUGUGCCGAUUCUGCGGACGAAAGUUUCAGAGGAAGAGGUUGGCGAGCUAGCCAAGUUGAUCAAGAUGGGUGCAAGACGGUUGAUGCUCGAUGGCGUGGUGGUGACUAGUGCUCGAUCGGUCGACUCCCUCCAACUGGCCAUCAAGAAACUUAACCAGGAAACUAGCCAGGGCCAGCAACAAGAACAGUCCGCUUCAGAUUGGCGCACGAUCCCAUUCUUCGUCGUCGGCCCGAGCACUCACAAUGCUCUUGCCCGCUUGAACAACUUCAGCAAUCCUGCAAUCUUCCCUAAUCCGCUCAACCACGAGAUCGAGAUCUUGGGCCAUAAUGAAUCGGGUUCGGGGCACAAACUAGCUGAAUUUAUCAAAAACUACUUCUCUAGGAAAGGUACAAAACAAUCUCAAAGAAGCAAUUUGAAUGGUCACCAGAAACAUCAGGAUACCAAAACUGAAGAAGGGGCAUAUUGUGCCACAACUAGCCCGACUACAGUCCGACUGCUAUAUCUGAUCGGCAGCCAUCAAGACUCAAGUCUGAGUGAAAACCUAUCAAAACACAACGAAGAAAACGGAGCAGAAAGAGAAGAGAAUGGUAAGGAUGAGCGCACGGGACGAAUCCGGUUCGAAUUAGUACCGACAAGAGUCUACUCGGUUGAGCCCGAAACGCAGCCGCGUUUCGAGCCACACGAGUUGUUUCCUAACCACGACUGCUCGCCUGAGUCCGGCGGUGAUGAUCGGAGAAGACAAGAUGAGGAUAAGAGAGGCAAAGAAGAAGGGGACGAGGAGCGGAGGCGGAUGGAAGAAGAGAUCAAAGAAGAGCUUGCGGAGAUGAGACGGGCUGGGAAUCGGGCGAAGAAGAAGAACGAUUGGCUGGUCUUCUUUAGCCCGAACUCGAGCCGGAUAGUCCUCGAGAACAUCAACGACCUCCUCGUCCAGAUCAAGCUCAAGUUCCUAUCUCUCCAGAGGAAUCCGCCCGCCUCAAGCUUCAGCCACGAUCUGCUCCACCUCGACUCGGUCAAGAUCGCCGCUAUCGGCUCAACGACCGCUGCCUUCCUCGCCAGCCACUUCGCUUUCCACCCUCAGGUCGUCCCCCUCAAGCCAAACCCUUCUAGCCUUUUACGUGCUAUCCUAGAGUUUGAUAAUCGUCUUUCGUCUGACUCUUCCACCCUUUAA
Molecule: messenger RNA, 2721 nt
Organism: Puccinia triticina
Lineage: Eukaryota; Fungi; Basidiomycota; Pucciniomycetes; Pucciniales; Pucciniaceae
Exons: 4
Coding region: 1-2721 (906 amino acids)
Biological process (GO): uroporphyrinogen III biosynthetic process
Molecular function (GO): uroporphyrinogen-III synthase activity
Source: RefSeq, a predicted model, not a curated record